This is a messenger RNA of Dichomitus squalens LYAD-421 SS1, 1374 nucleotides long. RefSeq lists its product as uncharacterized. The transcript is spliced from 2 exons. The record is from RefSeq and is a predicted model, not a curated record. The annotation marks the transcript as partial. NCBI's taxonomy places the organism in Eukaryota, Fungi, Basidiomycota, Agaricomycetes, Polyporales, Polyporaceae.
AUGGCCGCCACUCCUGCUCCCAACCCUCGCGCGUCUCUUCUUGCCGGUCUCCGUACCGGAGGCGUUCGCUCUGCCUCGGGUUCUAUGCCUAAUGUGCCGCAUACGGCAGCGCCUGCCGGCACCUUCAACAUACCCCGUAUCAUCACUCCGAACCAGGAGGACAACUUCUACCCACCAGAGGAAGAAGAUGAACUCUCUGACAUGAUGUCCCAGAACCUGUACAUCCAGAACAACCGCCUUCGUCAAGCGCCCGUUACUGCUGCUGUCGAUGGCAUCCCGAAUCGCUUCCAGCAGCAACAGCAGCAUGUCAUGAACAUGAAUGGCAUGGGCUAUAACUAUGCCAUGAACCAGAAUCAGCUCCAGCAGGUUCAGCUUCAGUUGAUGCAGAUGGAGUUGGCCCGUAUGCAGGCCCAGCAGUACCAGGCUGAGCUCCUCGCGGCACAGGCCGCGCAGCAGCGUCAGCGUCAGGCUCAACAGGGUAACCGCCGCGCAGCAUCCAAUGUCAUACCCUCCACUGCUGGCCCGAUGAACACCACGUUUGAUAUGCGCUCCGUGACCAUGAACGCGCAGAUGCGUCGGGCCAACCAGGCGGAUCAGCUCCGUUCCAAACUGGGCGUUUCCGACGAUCAGGUCCCCAUGACCGCCGCCCUCAACGGCAGGUUUGGCAGCCGCAUCGGUUCUGGCAAGUACGACGAGGAAGACGACUUUUCCUCUGUAGGCGCUCGUCCCCCUGCAACUCCUAGCUAUACUACGGUCAUCAGCGGAGGGACCUCUCUCGGUGCGCCGGCCACGCCCACCGUGCAGUCGAAGUCGGAUGCCGCCGUCUCAUGGCGUCGUGCUCCUGGCAACAACUCGGUCUUGAGCGCCAACCGCACUGUUUCGUCUCCUACUGUCAAGGUCACUCCUCCCCCUGGCGAGCGUGUCUCCCCUCCACCUGGGCUUACGAUCGGCAAGGCGCGGCCGACCCCCUUACGCUUUACACCCGAGACGUCGAAUUCUGGUGUCGCCGCUGUCGCCAUUGAUACUGAUGGCCCUGAGGCUGAUGACAGCUCUACAUCGUCGAAGUCCAACUCGUCCCCGAGCACCCCUCAGUCAGCCUCCUCUGUAGAUGUUCCUCCUCUGUCUCCCCGCGAGGAGGCUUCUAAGAAGCUCUACGAGGGUCUCGGGCUUGGACGGCCCGUGCCCGGCAUCAAUGUCGUUGUUCCCCAGGACUCGCAGAUGGUCGUUCAGCGUCUGAUCAGCACCCCUGUGCGCCAGCCCCGUGGUCCUCCUUCCAACAACGAGGAGCUUGUCCCGAAGAACUUCGCCACUCGUAGCAGGCGCAAGGCCGUCGACUCCCUCCUGGAGCAUGCCCGCGAGCGCCAGGUGGUUGUC